Messenger RNA from Mercenaria mercenaria, 1480 nucleotides. RefSeq lists its product as uncharacterized. The transcript is spliced from 2 exons. The coding region runs from base 68 to 409 and encodes 113 amino acids. The record is from RefSeq and is a predicted model, not a curated record. NCBI's taxonomy places the organism in Eukaryota, Metazoa, Mollusca, Bivalvia, Venerida, Veneridae.
AUAAAGAUAACCGGCGACAAAGCGAUUAGUAUUUUAAAUGAUUUUGUAACAUACAUUAAGAUAAACUAUGUUUCAGGUUCAAUUAGCUCUUUGUUUUGUUGGUUUGAUGUUCGAGACGGCACUUGGAGAAUGCGUGGCGACGUUGGAAAAACCAUCAAAACUUCCCUGUCCAGCAGGAAUGAGGGAUGACGGAACAAGCUGUUGGAAGGAUCCGUAUGGAAGAGGAGUUGGUCGCAUCCCAGAUAAAAGCCCAUGCCCAUCCGGACUACGUGAUGAUGGAACAAGUUCUUGGACGACGCACAUAUCUAUGGGAAAGGGUGUUGCUGCACGUUAUGGGGAUGCUGUGGAAAAUGCAGAUCAGGUUACCACGACGAUGGCUGUACUUGCAGAAAAGUUGGCGUUGGUAUAAAAGUAACAUUGGCGCAGCGACAAAUCUGUCGGAGUAAUGAGGAUAAAUAUGGUGCACUUUGCUACCCCAAAUGUAGAUCUGGCUAUCGCAAUGUUGGUUGCUGUGUAUGCGAACCAGUCGGUGGUCCUGGUAUCAAGGUAGCACUCGCAGACAGAUACCAUUGCACUGGUACUUCAAUCAAGGUCAACGCGAUCUUCAAAUGUCUUACAGUUAAGAAUUGUCCUAUGGUGGAUCUUUUGGGAGAACUACAGAAGUUGGGUCAUUCACUGACAUCAGCUGAGGUAGCAGAACUUAGGAAGGGUCUGUCAGACAUUGGACAGAUGCUUUGAUAAAAAUGUCUGAAAAAAGAAACGCGCAACCAGUUGCUUCCUUUGAAAUUAUGUGUAAUUUGCUUGUCUGAUACGAACUUGUUCAUAUAAACGAUUCCAUAAGCAUGUUCGCAUGCAACACCUAACGUAAAUACGAUAUUUGCUACCAAUGUACUAUCCAAAAAGCCAUACAACUGAACUGACUUUUUUAAAUAGUGACAUUAUUUUAUAUAGUUAUUUGAACAAUAUCCUUCAACAAGCAUAUUCUAUAUAUCAUAUUAGUUUCUUCCUCGUUGCAUAACUUCACUCUGGUGAUCAGUGGAUAAUAGUGUUUCUUCUUAAUUUGAUUUGCAGUGAUAAUUGAACACGAAGUAGAUGUUGGAAUGAACUUUUAAUCAAAAUGUAACUAGCAAUAAGUGUCGUUAGAAUUUUACAAUUUGUUUUGGGAUGUGCUACACCGUUUUUUAAAAGAGUUUUACGCUUUUAAAUUUUACACUUACGUCAGAAUGAAAAUUUCUUUUUCUCAUCCAUAAUGUUAAUAGAUUAUUAUUUUACAUUAAGACAGUACAUCGCUUUAUAAAGCACAGGCUAUAUAUUUAAGUUGCUCAGUCUAACCCUGCUAUGUUUUUUUUCACUUUUUCUCUUUUGUCCGAAUAUAUCAUGAAUUUGUUUACCUGCUACGUGCAGCCUGGCGCUAACGUAAUACGUUUGUUUGUCUUUAGUUAUAUUUGUAACACGGACGAAGUAAAGCGUUUGAUAUAUU